This is a messenger RNA of Fusarium sp. VM40, 1077 nucleotides long. The record is from the annotation of a GenBank genome assembly. NCBI's taxonomy places the organism in Eukaryota, Fungi, Ascomycota, Sordariomycetes, Hypocreales, Nectriaceae.
AUGUCUUCCCGUGGUUCUAGAUCUCGUCCUCGGCAAAACGAAGGGGGAGGCCUCAAUAACUUCCGAGUCCUAGAUCAAUCACGUCCAAACCCAGUAGACACGCCCGAUCUUCCACAAUCAUCAAGAACCUUCCGCGUAUCAGCAUUUGUGUUUCACAUGGGAAUGUCUAUGCUUGAAUCUCGGCGGGGAAGUGAGGCUCUAGUCACCCUAAUCUCGGAUGCCUGGCGUGCGUCAGAUCGCCGAGCCAGGAAGACAUUCGUUCCCCAGGGCAACCUACAAACAGACCUAAGUGAGGCACGGCAGUUUGUCAAUACCUUUCUGUCUAAGUGUCGCGCCGAGCCACCAAACAUUAUCAUCAGCGAUAGAAUUACUGGUGAGGGUUUAGCUCAGAGGCUCGACUGGCCCAGCAUGUUAGGUGCAAAAAUCAGCGACUACAACCCUAAAUGGGCUGCACUGUUUCGGAUCAACAAAACUGUCGUCGAUAGUGCCGUGGUAGCAGCCGAAGCACGAGAUUUGGGGUCACUACAGAAAAUCCUGUUCUUACUGAGCAUUUCGGUCGCUCAUGAGCUUGUACACAUGCUUAUGGGAUUCAUGUUUGGAGAUGCAGCAAGACUAACCCCACCAGUCAUAAAUCAUCCUCCUGGCACUCCUCAAAGUCCAAGAGCAGGUGAAUCAGGCCGGUAUUGGGAGGCUAAAUUCUUUGGGUGCAUAGUUGAAGCCCACUACGACCCUCGGGAUCGCCGAGGAAAAGAUCAACCAGGAAUUUUCUACGGCACAUUGGAUGGAUGGCGAGGCUUCCCACUUCCUGAUGAUAUUAUCAAACGAUAUCUCCAACUUGAUUUUGACAUGCAGAUCUUCCAUCCCAAUACUGCGACGUCUCGCAUCAGCACUUCCGCUGUCGCGAUGCAAGAUGUUCGACGGCCAUCUACAUCACCUGAUUUUGGCGGUGAACUGACACCCUACUUUGACAUGAUCAAUUCUCUAGACCGGCACAGGGUCAGUAGAGACGGACUCGAGAGCAUCAUGCGUAUGGCAACUCGCCCUGAAUUCGUCCGGCCAGUGACUGUACGGAAUUAG